Molecule: messenger RNA, 627 nt
Organism: Alexandromys fortis (reed vole)
Lineage: Eukaryota; Metazoa; Chordata; Mammalia; Rodentia; Cricetidae
Product: basic salivary proline-rich protein 4-like
Exons: 3
Coding region: 1-627 (208 amino acids)
Source: RefSeq, a predicted model, not a curated record
AUGCUGAAUCGCGAAGGAAGGGAAGAGGGCCGCCGCCGCCGCCGCCGUAACGAGAGAAGCCGGCAACAGCCCCGCCGCGCGGCCGCCACGCCUUCCUCCCGCCGCCGCUGGGGACGCGGAGCCGCGGAUCACAUUUCUCCUCCCCAACAAUCACACGCACGCACGUCCCCGGAGUUGACACCCUCCAACCCCGCCGCCCCGCGACGCCGGUGCCAGGGCCCCCAAGCCUCCGGGGCGCAGCCACGGGGCUGGGCGCUCCGGCAGCGUGCGUGCACCGCGGUGUUCGCUCCCAUCAAUGAAAAGGAACGAGGUCUCCGUCGUGACGGCCUAAAGCCCAGACCGCCCGGCGCGGCCAGGGCGGCUUCCCGGAGGCUGCGCCAAGCGCGCGAAGAGCACGCGCGGUCCCCGCGUCCGGCCGCCUCGGGCCUGGCGUGGCGCCGGCUUCGGGAACCGCCCGGGACGGCCGUCGUCAACCGGGCGGAAACGGAGCAGCGGCGCCCCGAGGGCUCCCCCCCUCCCCCGGCCCCGAGGCCCCGCGUCGCCGCCGCCGAGCUCCCCGCCCUCGCCCGGCUCCCUUACCUUCCUAGAGGCCCGCGCUCUCCCCGCUUCGGGCGGCCGCAGCCCUGA